Molecule: messenger RNA, 3060 nt
Organism: Phacochoerus africanus (Common warthog)
Lineage: Eukaryota; Metazoa; Chordata; Mammalia; Artiodactyla; Suidae
Gene: RBM39
Product: RNA binding motif protein 39
Exons: 17
Coding region: 1080-2201 (373 amino acids)
Biological process (GO): mRNA processing
Cellular component (GO): nucleus
Molecular function (GO): RNA binding
Source: RefSeq, a predicted model, not a curated record
GCGUUUAGAGAAAAUGGCAGACGAUAUUGAUAUUGAAGCAAUGCUUGAGGCUCCUUACAAGAAGACUUGCCUAACGAUAUCUCACCUCUACUCCCAUGAAUUCACCUUUGAUUCCAGUGUGAACUGUCAAUCAUAAGGGCGAGAUGUGUGACAGAGGUGGCAUCAAGCUCUUACAGUCCCAACCCUCCAACGGAAAUGGGCGAAGAUCUCAGGAAUGGCAUCGGUCACAGGAAAUCGAUAGUGGCUGGCUGCUAGCAUGGCCACUUGGGGCUUAGGCAGAAAUAGAGCCAUGGUACUGACCAAAGGGGCCAUAGCACAUGGAAUAAAACUCAAAACAGGACUUCAUGUUUUAUAGAAAUUCUCUUUAACCACUUCAACACUGUAUAUCUGGAUAACUUAAUAUCUAACUAUAUAAGAAAAUAAAAUUUAACAUGUUAAUAUGCAUUUUUAUUUUUGUAUCUUGAUGACUUAAUUGUAAGCAACAAAGUGGUUAAACACAUACCCAUCUAAAUUUUUUUAUAGCUUUCCAUGUUAAACUGUAAAUAAGUAAUUAGUUUUAAAAUUGUUUUGUAUUUUCUUAUUCCUGUUCCCUUUACCCUUUGACAACUUGAAAUGUUACCACUUCGUCCUCAUGAUGUUCUUCUAUCAACCCUGCUUAGGAUGAGAACAAGUUGAGCAGUGCUAACGGCCAUGAAGAACGUAGCAAAAAGAGGAAAAAAAGCAAGAGCAGAAGUCGUAGUCAUGAGCGAAAAAGAAGCAAAAGUAAAGAACGGAAACGAAGUAGAGAUAGAGAAAGGAAAAAGAGCAAAAGCCGUGAAAGGAAGCGAAGUAGAAGCAAAGAAAGGAGACGGAGCCGUUCAAGAAGUCGAGAUAGAAGAUUCAGAGGCCGCUACAGGAGUCCUUACUCCGGACCAAAAUUUAACAGUGCCAUCCGAGGAAAGAUUGGGUUGCCUCAUAGCAUCAAAUUAAGCAGACGACGCUCCCGAAGCAAAAGUCCAUUCAGAAAAGACAAGAGCCCUGUCAGGGAACCUAUUGAUAAUCUAACUCCUGAGGAAAGAGAUGCAAGGACUGUUUUCUGCAUGCAGCUGGCAGCAAGAAUUCGGCCAAGGGAUUUGGAAGAAUUUUUCUCCACAGUAGGAAAGGUUCGAGAUGUGAGGAUGAUUUCUGAUAGAAAUUCAAGACGUUCCAAAGGAAUUGCUUAUGUGGAGUUUGUUGAUGUUAGCUCAGUGCCUCUAGCAAUAGGAUUAACUGGCCAGCGGGUUUUAGGAGUGCCAAUCAUUGUACAGGCAUCACAGGCAGAAAAAAACAGAGCUGCAGCAAUGGCAAACAAUCUACAAAAGGGAAGUGCUGGACCUAUGAGGCUUUAUGUUGGCUCAUUACACUUUAACAUAACUGAAGAUAUGCUUCGGGGAAUCUUUGAGCCUUUUGGAAGGAUUGAAAGUAUCCAGCUCAUGAUGGAUAGUGAAACUGGUCGAUCCAAAGGAUACGGAUUUAUUACAUUUUCUGAUUCAGAAUGUGCCAAGAAAGCUUUGGAACAACUUAAUGGAUUUGAGCUCGCAGGAAGGCCAAUGAAAGUUGGUCAUGUUACUGAACGUACUGAUGCUUCCAGUGCUAGCUCAUUUUUGGACAGUGAUGAACUGGAAAGGACUGGAAUUGACUUGGGAACAACUGGUCGUCUCCAAUUAAUGGCAAGACUGGCAGAAGGUACAGGUUUGCAGAUCCCACCAGCAGCACAGCAGGCUUUGCAAAUGAGUGGUUCUUUGGCAUUUGGUGCUGUGGCAGAAUUCUCUUUUGUUAUAGAUUUGCAAACAAGACUUUCCCAACAGACUGAAGCUUCAGCAUUAGCUGCAGCUGCCUCUGUUCAGCCUCUUGCAACACAGUGUUUCCAACUCUCUAACAUGUUUAACCCUCAAACAGAAGAAGAAGUUGGAUGGGAUACAGAGAUCAAAGAUGAUGUGAUUGAAGAAUGUAAUAAGCAUGGAGGAGUUAUUCAUAUUUAUGUCGAUAAAAAUUCAGCUCAGGGCAAUGUGUAUGUGAAGUGCCCAUCAAUUGCUGCAGCCAUUGCUGCUGUCAAUGCACUGCAUGGCAGGUGGUUUGCUGGUAAAAUGAUUACAGCAGCAUAUGUACCUCUUCCAACUUAUCACAACCUCUUUCCUGAUUCUAUGACAGCAACACAACUACUGGUUCCAAGUAGACGAUGAAGGAAAAUAUAGUCCCUUAUGUACAUAGCUUUUUUUCUUUCUUGAGAAUUCAUCCUGAGUUAUCUUUUAUUUAGAUAAAAAUAAAGAGGCAAGGGUCUACUGUCAUUUGUAUACAAUUCCUGUUACCUGAAAAAAUAAAAAUGUUAACAGGAAUGCAGUGUGCUCAUUCUCCCUAAAUAGCAAAUCCCACUGUAUACAAAGCUGUUCUCUUGUUCUGCCUUUUAAUUGUACAUGUAGAAAAUUACAUUAAGGAUAUAUAGGAAUAGUUCUAGGGGACAAAUGUGCUUAACAUAAAAAGGCAGACAGGGAUGCAAUGAUGUUUUUAAUGUUUCAGAAGCCUAACUUUUUACACAGCAGUUACAUUUCACUAAUGUUGAUAUUUGGUUAAUGGUUUAACAGAGGUUUCUGAAAUACAGUUUGUGGAAUUUUAAGGCAGCUAAAAGGGCUGUUUGAUUAACAUCUCAUCCUGCAUUCUGACCAAUUGGCAAGGAAAGGAAUUUCAAAUUACAUUUCUGGAUGGUAUCUUUUUCAAUUAAUGUAUCUGUAAAAGUUUCUUUGUAAAUAUUAUGUGUUGUAGUGUGUCUAAGAUUCCAAACAAAAUGAUCCCUGCAUUUCCUCAAGAUGUUUAGUGACAGUCUGGUAAGCAAAGCAGUCUGAGCAAGAGAUAGGAAAUGCAGAAAUAGGUUUUGUCUGGUUGCAUAUAAUCUUUGCUCUUUUUAAGCUCUGUGAGCUCUGAAAUAUAUUUUUGGGUUACUUCAGUGUGUUUGACAAGACAGCUUGAUAUUUCUAUCAAACAAAUGACUUUCAUAUUGCAACAAUCUUUGUAAGAACCACUCAAAUAAAAUUCUCGUAAAAAGGC